AUGGACGCCCCCCGCCGGGACGGCGGCCAUGUGUGGCAGUGCAACGAAGAUGAUCGAAACUGGCCAUCCAACUGGUUCACCCAGGACUGGUACCUCGCCUCCAAGGGGUAUUGGGACGAGCUUGCCAACCAGGGCAUAAUCAAUCCCCCGUGGACAGUGUAUGGUUCGCUCUGCGGCACCCCCACCUUCCCCUCAACGCGCAUGGCUCAGUCGACAUCCCCCUCGAACUCCGCAACAACCAACCUCGUUGCCUCACUUUUCACAGACCCCUCUUUAGCCCGCCCCGAGGCCACAGCUUCCUUUGUGGCGUCCUCGUUUUCGGCGAGCCCAACGGUUCCAGGCACCGUGGCAGUGUCCCUCAGCACAUCUCCAACGGCACUGCCCUCACUCACAGCCACACAGACAGCCACUAGCUCAGUCGCGUCACUUUCAACACAGGCCCCUUCCAAUCCGGGGGUCACGCUAUGGGACUAUCAGGCGAAAGGCACGGUUGUCGCUGCGGCGGUCGCGAUCGGCGUCGGAGCCCUCCUGUGGGGUCUCUGGGCGCUGUUCCGUCAUCGUCUCAAGGCUGUCUACGCACCCCGCGCAUGGUUCCUUCCUCCCGGUUCGCGUCCGCCGCCGGGGACAAUCGCGGCCACCCUUCUGCCCUUCCUCCACCUUCCUCCCCUCAAUGACCCCGUGUCUGAGGCACAGGUGAUGGUCCACGUGGGUGCAUCCGCCCUCGGUAUCGCUGCUCUCACGGCCGUCGUCGGGGUCGGCAUCCUGUUCCCGUUGUCUAUCGCCAACGUUCCCCAUCUGUUCUUGACGACGCCCCAGAAUGAACGAGGGGGAAGGUUGGGUAGUCUCACAGACCUCUCCCUCUUGCGGCUCCUAAACGCCCGAGACCCACCCGAUAGAAGGCUAGCGUUGAGGGCGUUCCUCGUCGCCGGCGAUGUUGUGAACUCCACCUCAGCAAUGGGCGGUUCCCGGACGCGCCUGAUCGUCAUGCUUGUCCUCAUGGCCGCCCUGUCCGUAUGCGGAACGCUCUUUAUCGUGUGGCGGACGUACUCCAAGCUCUCAGCUUACGCUAUUCGCUUUGAAGAUGCCAGCGAGGGACAGAGCAUGGUUUUCAUCCCAGCAGCUAAAGCACCAGCAUGGCAGGGUCUCACAGAAACUGGUAUCCGUCGACGACUGAUGCUGGGGCCGGGAGAAGAGGGGAGCGUUGCGGGCGUCUUCGCGAUUGGCCGGUUCGAUACGAUCAAGGAGAUGGUAAGGGAGCGCGUCCACGUCCUCGAUGUCCUCGAGGAGGCCGAGUCGCUGUACAUCAAAUCAUUCCAGGCCACUCCUGGCUCGUCUAAAAACAUCUCUCCAGAUUCCAACCGUCUCCUCUCGUCUCGUUUCUCUGACCUGAUGGGCAGCACCUCGUCGUCUGGAUCCUUAACCGGUCAACUUGCCGACUUUAAUCCUCCGGGCCAGGGUGGUUCAGCGUUCUUAGAGGUAAGCCAGCGCCAGUCAGUCGUGCGGAGGUUAGGUAAAUUCAGCGUGGGAGAGUCGGUUGUCCGUGAUGAGGAUGGCACGUUCGUACCUGUAAACGAGCCCAAGCCUCCAAAGAACCUCGCCCCGGGUAAGAGACCCUCUCCCGAGGGCCUCACCCCCGCGGAGCGGUCCGCGAAAGAUCUAUUGGCUGCGCUUGAGGAUAGCCAAAAGCGCGAGUCGUACAUGACUCUCGCCUCCGAUCUCACUUCGCCUCACACCACAACGGGAUACCAACCACUCGCGUCCCGGCCUCAGUCGGCUUUAGACCCGUCCAUGCUGGCAGAUCUCAAGGCCAAAAUUACUUGGUCACGCACCCGCCUGCGUAAGCUCAACGCGAACAUCGACAAGGCGCAGCAGGAAGCAAUGUACGAGGUAGCGAUUGGGGAAGGUGCAACGGUCGGCUGGAUCAUCGUCGGCCGUGGCGUGACCUCGCUUCCAUGCGCUCGGCAGCUUCGUGGGCGAACCAAGGAGGACAUCCUGUGGGACAACCUUGCGGAGCCCGCCAGCCAUCGCGAUUUCUGGACCAAUAUCGCUGGCGUUUGCGGGGUUAUCUCCGUUAUCUUCAUCCCGUUCAUGUGCCUCGCUGUGGCGUCGGCACCGGGCUUCGCGCACUAUCUCAGAUUCCUCGAGAAGUUGGCUCGCAGUGACAGUUUCGGUACAGGUGUUGUUGAGAGCUUGGUUCCAGCUGUCGCCAUCAUUCUUAUUCUGUUCACUGGCAUCGCAAUCGUACAGCAUUUGGCGACUCAGACCAGGGCUGCUUCGUACUCGGACCUGCGACUUCUGUCUGUAAAGGGGGUUACCUACCUUCUUCUGGUGGUGGGGACCGUCUGGGUCAUUGCCCUCGGGGCUAUCCUUUACGGCAUGGACGCCUACGCGGAGAACACUCAUAAAGCACGCUCUGUGGGUGACGGGAUCAUGUUCAUCGCUUGGCAAGGUGUGGUCCUGGUUAUCAUACUCUCCAUUAUUCUCCCAGGUAUUGCCAUCAUUCAGCCUCGACGGCUGAUCAACUGGGUCGUGAAGCGUCGCAACGUGGUUACUCCCCGCCAGCUCUUCCACAUCAACAAACCGCCAAACUACAACCCUGCCAUCGGCCUUGCGCCACUCCUCACCGGCAUGUUCUAUCAUCUCGCUCUAUGCGGAGUCUUCCCACUUAUUUCAGUACCGGCCGUACUCCUCGCCUACCUCGCUCUCGUCUCGCAUCAGUGGCUCACCACAAGAGUCCUGUGUGAAACCGGGGGUGGCAUGUCAGACGGCUCUGCCGCUCUCUGGGUUGUCCGGCGGCUUGGCUGGUCCGUCGGUCUACAGCCUUUUGUCUUCGGUCUUGUCCUGCUCUCCCGACGAGAGUGGGCGCUCGGCGGAGUUGGCGUGGGCAUCGCUGCCAUCGCCGUCGUCGCAUCUGAGCUCGUCACGGUCGCCACGUACCGUCGCCAACCGCCGGUGUGCUUCUCUGAUGUCUCGUUAACCGAUGACUCGGGGGCGUCCGAUCAGGAGCGGGAGCCUACUCUCCACAGAAGAGUCGAGUCUGACCACUCGGCCCUAGCCCGCUUCCACGUCCUCCUACCAGGGCUUGGCCGCCUUCCCCCCGAAAAUCCUCUACCGUUCCCAACGGACGCGAUUGAUGACUACGUCUCGACGGAUCGUGCGAUGCAAGCCAGGCCAGACGCGUCCGUGACCGACGCCUUCGCUACCAGGGAUACCAGUGUGGUGGUAACGCCCCCAGCAGACGUCAGUCGUGGGCUCAUCUACCCCCCUGAGCUGCUUGUACCUGCCCCAACCGUGUGGCUUCCCUGUGGCGACGCCAAUGUGGGACAACAGGAGGCCGACGCGCUUGCGGUCGAGGGCCUCACAGCCGCGGUGGACCCACAACCCGCCUCGCUGGCACCUGGCGCGCCGGUGGGCCCCAGCCCCUAA
Cutaneotrichosporon cavernicola is the source of this 3426-nucleotide messenger RNA. RefSeq lists its product as uncharacterized. The transcript has 8 exons. The coding region runs from base 1 to 3426 and encodes 1141 amino acids. Gene Ontology annotation, molecular function: calcium-activated cation channel activity. The record is from RefSeq and is a predicted model, not a curated record. Gene Ontology annotation, cellular component: plasma membrane. NCBI's taxonomy places the organism in Eukaryota, Fungi, Basidiomycota, Tremellomycetes, Trichosporonales, Trichosporonaceae.